Stegostoma tigrinum is the source of this 3116-nucleotide messenger RNA. RefSeq names its product mitochondrial import receptor subunit TOM34. NCBI's taxonomy places the organism in Eukaryota, Metazoa, Chordata, Chondrichthyes, Orectolobiformes, Stegostomatidae. The coding region runs from base 268 to 1191 and encodes 307 amino acids. The transcript is spliced from 7 exons. Gene Ontology annotation, cellular component: mitochondrion; cytosol. Gene Ontology annotation, molecular function: heat shock protein binding. The record is from RefSeq and is a predicted model, not a curated record.
GUGGCUGGGAGGUGUUAGUUACACCGUGACAUGUUUACACGGAGACUCUGCAUUGUAAGGCAAAGGGCGGCAGGCGGCGGGCGGUGAUUCUCAGUCGUCCGGCCCCGGGUUCGACAGCCCGAUACUGGGAGGCUGCCCCCACCCACUACACGCAGGCCCCGGCUCUCUCCAGCUCCCCCUCCCCCCCGCAGGCCCCGGCUCUCUCCAGCUCCUCCCUUCAAGGCCCUCGGUACCGGCUCCGUCCCCAGGCCUCAGGCCCCGCUCUCGAUGACGGGCCGCUCCCGGGCCCCGGCCUGUCCAGCCGCCGUGCUCCAGUUGAAAAGCGCCGGUAACGAGCUGUUCCGGCACGGCCAGUUCGGGCAGGCAGCGGAGCGCUACACCGAGGCCAUCAGCGGCCUCACCAAGUCAGGUACAAAAUGCCCAGAGGAUUUGAGUGUACUGUAUUCGAAUCGAGCUGCUUGUAAUCUGAAGAUUGGAAACUGCAGCGAAUGUAUAAAAGAUUGCACUAUGUCAUUAGAGCUUGUGCCCUUCAUGCUGAAGCCCCUCCUGCGCCGUGCUGCUGCCUAUGAGACGCUGGAGCAAUACCCAAAGGCAUAUGUAGACUAUAAAACCGCAGUGCAGGUGGAUAGCAGUGUCCAGGCUGCUCAGGAUGGUAUGAACAGAAUGAGAAAAGUUCUUAUUGACAAGAAUGGUAGUAAUUGGCGUGAGAAACUCCCUCCAAUGCCAUCGGUGCCCCUCUCAGCUCAGCAUAGAUGGGGACCCAGUGCCCCUGGGAACACAGAGCGAACGUGCGUGCCACAGAAUGCAGGAGACACAGGUUCCAGCAAAUCUGAGCAGGCCAAGGCUCUUAAGGAAGAAGGGAAUGAGUUGGUGAGAAAAGGCGAGCACAGAAAAGCGGUGGAUAAAUACAGUGCGAGUCUGAAGCUGGAUAACAAGGAAUGUACCACCUAUACCAACAGAGCUCUAUGUCACCUGCAGCUGAAGCAAUAUCCUGAAGCAGUGCAGGAUUGUACAGCCGCAUUGGCUCUGGAUCCCAACAACCUGAAGGCAUUCUACCGGCGGGCACUAGCUCGCAAAGAGCUGAAGGAUUAUGCUAGCAGUGUCACUGAUCUUCAGGAGAUGCUGAAACGGGAUCCCAGCAACUCAGCUGGCCAAUGCCUCUUACAGGAAGUCCAGAAGUUUACUAAAUAAAACCUUGUCCUCGUGACCAGUUCAAACUUAAACCUCUGAAACCUGUCGGUGAGGGGGGCUUGGGCAGGUUUCUAACCCCUCUGUCUUUGUCUUUUUUUUGGCAUUUUUCUUCUUGGUUUUCAAGGGCUUUACGGGCCAUUUGUCCUUACACCAAAGAGCACUGUGUGAAAAUAUUUAAGUUAAACUGUCUGCAGCUCAGUUUAUACCUUUGAUUCCUACACACAGCAUCAAUUCCUGUACUGCAAGAUCCCUCUUUAGUUAUGAUUAGGCAGGAUCCUCUGCCUCCAUUCAUCUUUGCAGAUUGCGCAACUCCUAUUUAAUAUAUAACUGAGUACAAUAUAAUCUGUUGUGAGAUAUUUUUAGGGUAGUCCAUUCUGUGGUAGCUUUGUUUGCAAAAUUGCACUUUUAAUCUUUUCAGUCACGUUUCACUGUUGAUUUUUUGGCACAAUGAAGUGAUGUUGCAUCUAAGCCUACAUAUGUUCUCACUUCUCCCAUAAGCCUGUGCACUCCAUUUCAGAUGAGGUUAAGUAACAUCAGUACCACCUGUUAGUUUUAUUAAGUGGCUGUCAGGCAGUAAAGCCUGUGACAGUACAUUUAAAGGAUAUUUUAUGUGGUUACACUUCAGAGGGAGGAUCAGAGAGCAAUCUCUCCUAAAUUGGUUGCAGUACUACUUCCUCCUUGAAAAACCUUUUCAAUUUGAUGCUUUUCAUGGCUGCUGCAGCACUGUUGCGUUGACUCUGUGCUGAGACUGUUCUUAAAUGAAGAAAUUGUACUUUAAAUGGAGUAUGUGUACCUAAAAAUAUCUGCAUCUUUGCUUGAGUGUAGGAAGAGGUCAUUGUUCCCUAAUCUGUCUGAGAAUAUGACUGAACUUAACUACCCACCUUUAUCCUGUAAUGAUUUGAAUUGCAAUCAAUCCAGUAUAAAAUUGAUAAUAGCCAACAUCAACUACUGUUUGCUGGAGGAGUUCUAAACUUCCAUCACCUUUGUGAAUGUAGUUUCUGAUUUUAAAAAAAGUUUCAUCCCUAGUCCUAGAUUCUCAAAUCAGAAAUCCAACUAUAGGUGACAUCCAGAUACAGGAGACAGUAAUAUUACUGUCCACAAGUCCUGAGAAUGUGGGAAUUACAGAGACUUAACUAGAACGCAAGUCUGGUGUUACCUAUAUUGCUGGAGUUCAGCCUUUAUUUUAAAUGACCAGAGAUACUCUAGCUAUUGGAGUUAGAUGGCUAUCAUCAUAAUAGAUUUAUGAAUGAUGCUUAAAAGGGCAAAUGUCCCCAAAAACCUAAUACAUGACUAUACAUUCAAACAUCCACAUAAUUGCAUACAGCUCUGCUGCUAGAGAACAAGUUUGGGAGGAAACUGGUUUAAAAACAUCUUUGCUGCAGAAACAAUUUAUGAAGUAAUUCAUGUUGCUCUAUCAUUACAACCAUGGUAGGUUUUGAAUGAGAAGAGUGAUUGAUUGCAGCUUCAUUUAUUUCCAUUGUCAAAGUUUCAGCAACUGUAGCAAGUUGUGGGGAAACUCAGCUUUUCUAUGAGCAAUAUUUCAGAGUUCAUCUUUGCACAAGAACAGAGGGUUCAUCAGUGCCUGUUACAGCUACUGAGCGGGAUACAGAACGUGAAGCAGUAUGCAUCAAGGAAACAUGUCAAGUUUGCUGAAUCGUAAGCUACACAAAUAUUAACAAAAAACACUUUGCAAAUCUUUUGCAAGAGUAAAGAUGUUUUGGUCAUUCAUUUCUUGUCCUUAACUUGUUCUUUCACAAAAAUAUGAUGUACCUGGACUUGUAAACCUUGUCUGUUUGUCUCACCCCAUUGUGGGCCUAAUGUACUACUCUAGCUGUCUCAUACUAUGUACUAUUGGUUUAGUUUGAACAUUAUAUUGCACUGAAAAUCUUUUGGACUCAGGUAUUAAAAAUUAAUGAUUAAAGGCA